AUCUAGACCUACCUACAUCUCUCUUACAAUUGUUAUCCGCCACGACGCGGAGUCCAACAAACACGCAAACCAACCUUCCAGCGCCCAAGAACCCGAUGGCCGCGACCGACGGGCACGACACCGGCGCCGCGAGCAUCCCGUGCGUGACGCUCAACACGGGCCACGCGAUGCCGGUGCUGGGCUUCGGGACCGGCUCGUCGCGCGCGCCGGAGGACCUGCCAGCCACCAUCGUCCACGCCGUCCGCCUCGGCUACCGCCACUUCGACACCGCGUCGUUCUACGGCACGGAGCGCGUUCUCGGCGCCGCCGUGGCCGACGCCGUGCGCUCCGGCGCCGUCGCCUCCCGCGCCGACCUCUUCGUCACCUCCAAGCUCUGGAUCGCCGACGCGCACCCGGACCGCGUGCUCCCCGCGCUGCGGGAGUCGCUCGACCGCCUCGGCCUCGACUACCUCGACCUCUUCCUCGUCCACUGGCCCGUCGCCGCUGGCGAAAACAAGAAACUUGUGCCGUUCGACAUGGAGGGCGUCUGGCGCGCCAUGGAGGAGUGCCACCGCCUGGGCCUCGCGAGGUCCAUCGGCGUCAGCAACUUCUCUGCGGUCAAGAUGUCCAAGCUGCUCGCCUUCGCCGCCGUGCCGCCGGCCGUCAACCAGGUGGAGACGAACGUCGGGUGGCGCCAGGAGAAGGUGAGGGAGGUGUGCGCCAAGAACGGCGUCGUCGUCACCGCGUUCUCGCCGCUCGGCGCGCACGGCUCGGCGUGGGGAUCCAACGCCGUCAUGGAGAGCGGCGUGCUGCGCGACGUCGCCGCCAGGAGAGGCAAAACGGUUGCCCAGGUGGCAUUGAGGUGGCUGCACGAGCAGGGGGUGUGUUUUGUGGCGAGGAGCUUCAACAAGGAGAGGUUGAAGCAGAACAUGGAGAUAUUCGAUUGGGAGCUAAGCGAGGAUGACAAAGAGAUGAUUGCGCAGAUUCCGCAGCGGAGAGCAUGCCAUGGGGAGUUCUUUGUGUCGCCAGACGGGCCAUACAAGUCCUUGGAGGAGCUGUGGGAUGGAGAAAUAUGAUAAAUUUCAUUAUGUUCACAGCCGAUAUCCUUAUCUUCCUACUGAAAAAUACUAUCUGUAUAUCUACCGAAAAUACUGCAUAGUCAUUGUUUCCAUGUAUCUGUUGUCUGUCAAAUAAUGAUUGUUACUUGUGUUAGGAAACA
Phragmites australis (common reed) is the source of this 1198-nucleotide messenger RNA. RefSeq names its product deoxymugineic acid synthase 1-D-like. The transcript has 2 exons. Gene Ontology annotation, molecular function: aldose reductase (NADPH) activity. Gene Ontology annotation, cellular component: cytosol. The record is from RefSeq and is a predicted model, not a curated record. The coding region runs from base 96 to 1055 and encodes 319 amino acids. Lineage: Eukaryota; Viridiplantae; Streptophyta; Magnoliopsida; Poales; Poaceae.